Danio aesculapii is the source of this 882-nucleotide messenger RNA. RefSeq names its product chemokine-like protein TAFA-2. Bases 289 to 690 code for a protein of 133 amino acids. NCBI's taxonomy places the organism in Eukaryota, Metazoa, Chordata, Actinopteri, Cypriniformes, Danionidae. Gene Ontology annotation, molecular function: receptor ligand activity. The transcript is spliced from 6 exons. The record is from RefSeq and is a predicted model, not a curated record.
CUCAGGGAGCAGCAGCAUCUCUUCGUCUCUUCAUCUUUUCUCCUUUUUCCUUUUGCAUUUACGGCUCAUAAUUAACAUCAUAAUUUAUUCAAGCAGGAGACGCGGGAAAAUUCUGUGCUGGACCGUUAAUGACGGUUAGUGACGGGCACGCGCCAAACUCGCGCUCGGACUUGAAUCAUGUGGAAACGCCGCUGAAUGAACCGAUUAACGGAUCGAGGAACCCCCGAGUCCCGCCGGACUGAUCGAGCUGAUCGGAUGGAUUGAUCAGGAGUCGAUCGGAGCUGCAGGAUGAGUGUCCGAGAUCUUCUUCUGCUUCUCUCUCAGACUCUUCUUCUUCUUCUGCUUCUCCUGAGAUCUUCAGCUCACUCCACAGAGCUUCACAUUGUUGAGGUGCGGACGGGCACCUGUGAGGUUGUGUCUUUACACCGCUGCUGCAACAAGAACAAGAUCGAGGAGCGUUCGCAGACCGUCAAGUGCUCCUGCUUCCCGGGACAGGUGGCAGGAACAACCAGAGCCGCUCCAUCCUGUGUUGAUGCUGCUAUCGUCCAGCAGAAGUGGUGGUGUCAGAUGCAGCCAUGUCUGGAUGGUGAAGAGUGUAAAGUUCUGCCGGAUCUGAAAGGAUGGAGCUGCGCCACCGGAAACAAGAUCAAGACCACCAAGAUCUCCUCAGACCGAGAUCAGCUGUGGUGACGGAUGGAGACUGGAGACCGACCGACGCGCACAGAGGCUCCAGCGUCUCGUCUGGUCUCUCCUCCUGGAGCAGAACAUCAGGGAGAACAGUGGAGCGCACACACACACACACACUGAAUAUGUUGAUGUCUCCUCGUAUCAGAGCAGCAGAUGUUGAUGUGUGUGUAAAGCAGUGCGUUCGCUCUUAAUAAA